UAUAAUUCAUUUUUAUUUUUGUCUUUUUUUUUAAAAAAAAUAGAAACACAUGUCAAGUGAAACAACUAUUGAUGUAAAGAAGAGACGUAUUGAUAAUGACAAAAAAAAGUCUGUAAAUCACUCUCGUAUUUAUCAACCUUUUAGAGCCAUCGGCUAUGUCACCAAUGAGGUUCCAUAUGUUAUUAACAACUUUGGCAAUGAAUACUUUUUAACAACUUGUGUUGGCAAUAGCUUUCAAACAUAUAACUUAGGAAAGAUGAAUCUCUUGUUUGUUAGCACACCUACUGAAAAACCUAUUAGUGCUUUAGCUACAUAUAAAAAAUUAGUUUUUGCUGCCGCUGGUAACUAUGUUAUUGGUUACAAGCGAGGUAAAGAAGUGACCCGAGUGGGUGGCAAUGGCAACUUUAAUAUUAUCCAAAUUCUUAUUCUUGGGGCUUACAUUGCAGCACUUUGUGAUGAUAAUACCUUAAAGUUAUGGGAUACAAAUACUAAAGAUCUAUAUACUGAAAUUGAGUUUGGGGAAGAGUUUACAGCAACUUAUAUACUUCAUCCUUCUACUUAUCUCAAUAAGAUUCUAGUUUCUAGUGCACAAGGAACAAUGCAGAUUUGGAAUAUUAGGACAAAUAAGAUGAUCUAUCAAUUUAAAUAUAUGGGAGCUGCUAUUACUUGUCUUGCACAAUCACCUGUUGUUGAUGUAGUUGCUAUUGGUUUAUUGGAUGGUACUGUUGUUCUUUAUAAUAUUAAGGCCGAUGAAAAAAUUGAUAGUGUACGUCAAGACGACAGAGUUACGGCUAUUACAUUUAGAACAGAUGAGGAACAAGUGAUGGCAACGGGUAAUAUGCAUGGCGAUGUUGCAUUAUGGGACCUCUCUGAACGUAGAUUAGCUCAUAUAAUGAAGAAUGCUCAUGAUGGAUAUAUUACUUCAUUAACAUUUUUACAUAAUCAACCUAUCUUGGUUACAGCAGCAACUGAUAAUUCUGUUAAGCAAUGGAUUUUUGAAAAACAUAAUGCAGUACCAAACCCUUUCAAAUCUCGUAGUGGUCAUCAUGCACCUCCUUCAAAAAUUAAAUAUUUUGGCGAAAAUAUGAAGACAAUUUUAAGUGCUGGCCGGGAUCACUCACUUCGUUCGUUCAGCACAAUUCGAGAUGCACAAAACUAUGAAUUUUCACAAGGACAUCUUGCAAAGAAGGCAAAGAAAAGAGGCAUUAGUAUAGAUGAGUUGAAGCUUCCUCAGAUUAUUGAUUUUGAUGUAAAUGAUGCUAAAGUGAAAGAAUGGGAUAACAUUAUCACUUGUCAUGCAAACGAUAAUGCUUGCCGUAUAUGGUCUUCUAAGCUCAAAAAAUUAGGAGACCACCUUUUGAUAAGUACAGAUAAAACUGCAGUAAAGACAACAUGUAUUUCCUCUUGUGGUAAUUUUGGUUUCUUGGGCUGUGCAUCUGGUGCAAUUGAUAUGUAUAACAUGCAAUCAGGUUUAUAUCGUAAAACAUUUUCAGGUGAAGAUGGACAUAAGAAACCUAUUACAGGUUUAACUACAGAUACCAUUAAUCGAUAUUUAAUUUCAGCAUCAGUUGACAAGACAAUUAAAAUUUGGGAAAUUAAGACUGCUAAAGUUGUACAUACCAUUGAUCUUGAAUCAUCAGUUGUAUCUAUUCGUCAUCAUAAGGAUAACGACCUCUUGGCUGUUGUCUGUGAUGAUUUAGGUAUUCGUGUCAUUGAUCUUGAAACAAGGAAGGUUAUUAGAGAAUUUUGGGGUCAUAAAAAUCGUAUUACUGAUUUUACAUUCAGCCCCGAUAGUCGAUGGAUCAUAUCUGCAUCAUUAGAUAGCACAGUUCGCACUUGGGAUUUACCUACUGGUGCAAUGAUUGAUAUAUUCAAAAUUGAAGAUAUUGUUACUUGUUUAGCAUUUUCACCUGAUGGUGACUUUUUAGCUACAGGUCAUGUAGAUAAUGUGGGUAUUUUUCUUUGGGCUAAUCGUACACAAUAUGCAAAUGUAUCUAUGCGUAAUAUUCCUGAUGACUAUGAUGUUAAAUUGCUUUCAUUGCCAACCUUGAACGGUUUAGAGGAUUCAGAUAGUGAAGAAGAAGAAGAUGAAGAUUCUGAUGCAGAAGUGGAACAAAUGAAUACCGUUGAACAAUUGACAGAUCAAAUGAUUACACUAUCUAUGGAGCCAAGAGCUAAAUGGCAAAAUCUGUUACAUUUAGAUACAAUUAAAUUACGUAACAAACCCAAGGAGGCACCUAAAUUACCUGAAAAAGCACCCUUCUUUUUACCAACCUUACCUGGAGCCAAAACUCAAUUUGAUUUAAGUUCAACUAAUAAUACAGAACAAGAAGAUGAGUUAAAAUCAAGAGAGAUCAGUUUUUCUCAGUUAAACACAGAUACAGAAUACAGUAAAUUAUUAAGAACGGGCCAUGCAUCUGAUAAAAAAUAUCAACAAUUUGUUGAUUAUGCAAAAUCGCUUAGUCCUUCAGCUAUUGACUUGGAACUUCGAUCAUUUACAAUUGAUACAGAACUCAGUUUACUUAAUUACUUUGUAGAAGCUAUUUUAUACAUGUUGAACACGAGAAAGAAUUUUGAACUUGCUCAAGCAUGGCUUUCUGUCUUUUUAAACAUUCACGGUGAUUUAAUCGUCUCUAAUCCCACAAAUAGUAUUCAUGAAAAGUUAAAAUUAGUUUUAGAUAUUCAAGAAAGUGAAUUCGGUAGAUUAUCAGAACAAAUUCAUUAUAGUUUAUGCUUAAUUGAUUUUGCUCGUAGAACAUAAAUAAAUAAAAAUGAGCAUAAAAAAAAAUAAUAUAGUUUAUUUAAAGAUCUUUGAUAUCAAA
Molecule: messenger RNA, 2822 nt
Organism: Cokeromyces recurvatus
Lineage: Eukaryota; Fungi; Mucoromycota; Mucoromycetes; Mucorales; Mucoraceae
Product: Utp21 specific WD40 associated putative domain-containing protein
Exons: 8
Coding region: 50-2761 (903 amino acids)
Biological process (GO): rRNA processing
Cellular component (GO): Pwp2p-containing subcomplex of 90S preribosome; small-subunit processome
Molecular function (GO): protein binding
Source: RefSeq, a predicted model, not a curated record